Messenger RNA from Condylura cristata (star-nosed mole), 430 nucleotides. It is a transcript of the gene HIGD1B, whose product is annotated as HIG1 hypoxia inducible domain family, member 1B. Lineage: Eukaryota; Metazoa; Chordata; Mammalia; Eulipotyphla; Talpidae. Gene Ontology annotation, cellular component: mitochondrion. The transcript has 3 exons. The coding region runs from base 93 to 392 and encodes 99 amino acids. The record is from RefSeq and is a predicted model, not a curated record. Gene Ontology annotation, biological process: mitochondrial respirasome assembly.
GACUGAGGAAAACCGGAGUUCUGAUUGUGGGGUGCCUUCUUCUAGGGCUGGGCUGAAGCCUUGGAACUACGGCUGCCCCAACACCUGGGAUCAUGUCUGCUAACAAAGGCUGGUGGGUGCCACCCGAGGGCGAAGACCCCGUGUCUGAGAAGUUCCUGAGGAAAACCAGGGAGUCUCCACUGGUGCCUAUAGGUAUAGGAGGCUGCCUGCUGGUGGCUGCCUACAGGAUUUACCGGCUGAAGGCGCGGGGCUCCACCAAGCUGUCCAUACACCUGAUUCACACCCGGGUGGCAGCGCAGGCCUGUGCCGUGGGCGCCAUCAUGUUGGGUGCUGUGUACACGAUGUACAGAGACUCCACCAGGAGAGCAGCCCGGGAUGCCGGGGAGAAGUAGCACUCCUGGGCCCGCAGCACUCAGUCCCACUUACCCAC